This is a messenger RNA of Rosa chinensis, 577 nucleotides long. Its product is annotated as F-box protein At5g52880. The record is from RefSeq and is a predicted model, not a curated record. NCBI's taxonomy places the organism in Eukaryota, Viridiplantae, Streptophyta, Magnoliopsida, Rosales, Rosaceae. Bases 131 to 577 code for a protein of 148 amino acids. The transcript is spliced from 4 exons. Gene Ontology annotation, molecular function: protein binding.
AAUUCACAGAUACCCUUUAGUCUGCAAAGAGCUCAGCUUAAUUCUCAGAGGCGCUUACAGAAAAGUGCCCAAGAAUCUCCAGUCUCUUAUCUUCCAAGAUACCCUCACCGCCUUUCGUCUCCUUCCUGAAAUGAAGACGCGCAGUGCUGUCUCAGCAGCUCACCUCCUCCUCCAGAGCGUUGAGGCCACUUUGCCGAAGCAAAAGAAGAACUUGGCUGUUACAGAAUAUAAGAAUGCAAUGAUUGCUCACAAGAGGCGCGCUAAAGCUCGCCAAGAAGAGAAUGUUGCCCAUCUGCCACAAGAUGUUCUUGUACAUGUAUUCAGUUUCCUGGAUUUUCAAUCUUUAGUCUCUGUUGGGCAAGUCUGCUGGCCAUGGAAUUUUGCAGCAAGUGAUAACCGGCUGUGGCAGAGGCAAUACGCUACGUUCUUUAGGGACUCUUACAAUGACUUGAAUAUCAAGGAACAGCAUACCAGUAGACAGGUUGAAGAUGAUAGUUAUACGAUGUAUUCCUUGCUGGAUCUGUUAAAAGUGCAUUUUGUCACCGGAGAAUCUAAGUUGCAAUUUUACCACUUAUAA